Messenger RNA from Penicillium mononematosum, 849 nucleotides. RefSeq lists its product as uncharacterized. The transcript has a single exon. The record is from RefSeq and is a predicted model, not a curated record. Lineage: Eukaryota; Fungi; Ascomycota; Eurotiomycetes; Eurotiales; Aspergillaceae. Bases 1 to 849 code for a protein of 282 amino acids.
AUGACUUCUACCACUCUCAAAUACGGCGAGCGACAAGCCGCUGGCCGAUUACUACAGCAAUGGAUGGAACGCCCAGAAUCUGACACGUCUGUGGCAGCAUGUCCAAUUCAGCCUUCUACGCUGGAACUCAAAGACCUCAGGAAGUCCAAUCGAUUCGAAAUAGAUAUGGAAAUGAAUCCCUAUAUUCCAGCCCAGAUUGAAGAUGAAUUUGCACAACUCAAUAUAGUGGGACCAAGAGGUGGAGCAUGGGAAAUGAUCUCUAUAGGUGAACCUGAGGCUACAGACGAUAUCGACUACCCGGACCUUCAUAUCUGGGAAGGGCAAAUAGCGCCCGGGGUGUUGAUUGUUGAAGAAAUAAAGAAAACACCCGGUUUGUUCAUGUCCGGAAUCUGCCAGGCCGUUUACCAGAACCACUUCUCGAUUGAUACAUUGAAGUAUGUCUAUAUGGUCGACGUUUGCAAUAAGGAUACUGUUUCGUUUGCCAGGGACAUGCUCUAUACCGAGGCUAAUGGCCUCGUCUGGCCAGAUGAGGAGAUACACGAUUGGCAAUCGGGAACCCCGGAGUUCGAGGCCCUACUAGGGACAAAGAUUGGGAAGACUGUGGCACAUUUGGUUCUGGGGGCCUUCCGACGUGGAACCCAUCGGAUUUCACAAAUCAGAAGCUUUCAUACCUUCGAAAUUUUGCAGUUGCGGUUUGCUAUUGAGGAGAUGGACCAUGCUACUCCUGUUGUCCCCUCAGUUGAGCUUCCGAUUAGGACCAUAUCAACUCGCGUGACAAGGUCGAUGACGAGGAAGCGCAAGGCGGAGGAAGAAGAGACUGAAGCGAAGAAAGCUCAGAAGAAAGGGUGA